This is a messenger RNA of Anoplopoma fimbria (sablefish), 1191 nucleotides long. Its product is annotated as ubiquitin-like-conjugating enzyme ATG3. The record is from RefSeq and is a predicted model, not a curated record. Lineage: Eukaryota; Metazoa; Chordata; Actinopteri; Perciformes; Anoplopomatidae. The transcript is spliced from 12 exons. Gene Ontology annotation, biological process: autophagy of mitochondrion; nucleophagy; autophagosome assembly. Gene Ontology annotation, molecular function: Atg8-family ligase activity. Gene Ontology annotation, cellular component: cytoplasmic ubiquitin ligase complex; cytosol. The coding region runs from base 170 to 1120 and encodes 316 amino acids.
CAGUCAGCGCGUCACAGUCGUCCACGCACACGCUUCCGUCGCGCAUGUGUGGCGUGUUUCCGCCGCAGUUCUCGCGAGAGUCGGACAGCGGAAGUGUCCCGGGUCAUGUGAUCAUGUCAGAGUAGCCCGUCGUCUCCACGCAGACCUCCGGACCAGAGGAGUCCUCACCAUGCAGAACGUCUUCAACAGCGUCAAGGGCACGGCGCUCGGGGUGGCGGAGUUCCUCACGCCGGUGCUGAAGGAGUCCAAGUUCAAAGAGACUGGAGUGAUCACACCAGAGGAGUUUGUAGCAGCCGGGGAUCACUUGGUUCACCAUUGCCCCACAUGGAAAUGGGCCAGUGGGGAGGAAGUCAAGGUGAAGCCAUAUCUGCCCCCGGACAAACAGUUUCUCCUGACACGCAACGUUCCCUGUUACAAGCGUUGUAAACAGAUGGAGUAUUCAGAUGAGCUGGAGGCCAUCAUAGAGGAGGAUGAUGGAGAUGGGGGCUGGGUGGACACGUACCACAACUCAGGUGUGUUAGGAGUCACAGAUGCUGUACAAGAACUUUCACUGGACAAUAACAAGGACAAGAAUAUGAACGCCACAUCUGCAGCAUAUGGUGACGAUGAUGAAGAAGAUGAGGACGAAGAUGGAGAAGCGGCCGAUAUGGAAGAGUACGAAGAAAGUGGCCUGUUGGAAACCGAUGAGGCGACCUUGGACACCAGUAAAAUGGUUGAAGCCAAAGCCAAAGCAGAGCCUGGAGGCGAAGAUGCCAUCCUUCAGACGAGAACAUAUGACCUGUACAUCACAUAUGAUAAAUACUACCAGACACCUCGACUCUGGCUGUUUGGAUAUGAUGAGGACAGACAACCACUGACUGUAGAACAGAUGUACGAGGACAUCAGCCAGGACCAUGUUAAGAAGACGGUCACCAUUGAGAACCACCCCAACCUUCCUCCACCUGCCAUGUGCUCUGUCCACCCUUGCAGGCAUGCAGAGGUGAUGAAAAAGAUCAUUGAGACUGUGGCAGAAGGGGGAGGAGAGUUGGGAGUGCAUAUGUACCUUCUAAUUUUCCUCAAGUUUGUCCAGGCUGUCAUUCCUACAAUAGAAUACGACUACACAAGACACUUCACCAUGUAGCUUCGUGAAUCUGCCUCUGCUGAGGCGACGUGGGAGAAACGUCAGCCCUCCUGCCCGUGUGUUGAGAUUCU